AUUCAGGCAUUCAACUGGCUUCUGUGUAAUGUCAUUCAAACAACUUCUCUACAUGAUAUUCUCUGGCAUUUUGUGGCAUCUCUAACUCCUGCUCCAGUGGAACCUGAGGAAGAAGAGGAUGAAGAAAAUAAAACAAAUAAAGAAAAUGCAGAACAAGAGAAAGAUACAAGAGUAUGUGAGCAUCCACUCUCAGAUAUAGUGAUUGCAGGUGAAGCUGCUCAUCCUUUGCCACACACAUUUCACCGUUUACUUCAGACAAUCUCGGAUCUUAUGAUGUCUCUCCCCAGUGGCAGUUCACUGCAGCAAAUGGCUCUUAGAUGCUGGAGUCUCAAAUUCAAGCAAUCUGAUCAUCAGUUCCUCCAUCAGAGCAAUGUCUUUCAUCACAUUAACAAUAUUCUGUCAAAAUCAGAUGAUGGAGAUAGUGAGGAGAGUUUUAGCAUCAGUAUACAAUCUGGCUUUGAAGCUAUGAGUCAGGAAUUAUGCAUAGUUGUGUGUUUAAAGGACUUAACCAGCAUUGUUGACAUAAAAACUUCAAGCCGACCUGCCAUGAUUGGCAGUUUGACAGAUGGUUCCACAGAGACUUUUUGGGAAUCAGGAGAUGAAGACAAAAACAAAACUAAGAGCAUCACUAUCAACUGUGUAAAAGGAAUUAAUGCCCGCUAUGUAUCUGUUCAUGUGGACAAUUCACGGGAUCUUGGGAAUAAAGUUACCUCAAUGACCUUCUUAACUGGCAAAGCAGUAGAAGAUUUAUGCAGAAUAAAGCAGGUCGAUCUGGAUUCUAGGCACAUUGGCUGGGUGACAAGUGAACUUCCAGGAGGGGAUAAUCACAUCAUCAAAAUUGAAUUAAAGGGCCCAGAAAAUACACUAAGAGUUCGACAAGUAAAAGUCCUGGGCUGGAAAGAUGGUGAAAGCACAAAAAUUGCAGGCCAGAUAUCAGCCAGUGUGGCUCAGCAGAGGAACUGUGAGGCUGAGACUCUACGAGUAUUCAGACUUAUUACAUCUCAAGUAUUUGGAAAGCUCAUCUCUGGAGAUGCUGAACCUACACCAGAGCAAGAGGAAAAAGCACUUUUGUCAUCACCAGAAGGAGAAGAAAAAGUAUACAAUGCUACAUCAGAUGCUGACCUGAAAGAACAUAUGGUUGGCAUAAUAUUCAGCAGAAGUAAACUGACUAACUUACAAAAACAGGUGUGUGCUCACAUUGUCCAAGCUAUUCGCAUGGAAGCCACCAGAGUUCGAGAAGAAUGGGAGCAUGCCAUAUCAAGCAAAGAGAAUGCCAAUUCUCAGCCAAAUGAUGAAGAUGCCUCCUCUGACGCUUACUGCUUUGAGCUGCUCUCCAUGGUUUUAGCAUUGAGUGGCUCUAACGUCGGCCGGCAGUAUCUGGCUCAACAGCUGACCCUGCUUCAGGAUCUCUUCUCCCUGCUUCACACAGCCUCUCCUAGGGUCCAGAGACAGGUGACCUCCUUACUAAGACGAGUUUUGCCAGAAGUAACCCCUAAUCGUCUGGCCAGCAUUAUAGGAGUGAAAUCUUUGCCCCCAGCAGACAUCAGUGAUAUCAUUCAUUCAACGGAGAAAGGAGAUUGGAAUAAGCUGGGUAUCUUGGACAUGUUUCUAGGAUGUAUUGCCAAAGCGCUCACUGUGCAGCUGAAAGCCAAAGGAACCACCAUCACUGGGACUGCUGGGACCACUGUGGGCAAAGGAGUUACCACGGUCACACUUCCCAUGAUUUUCAACUCCAGUUAUCUUCGACGUGGUGAAAGUCAUUGGUGGAUGAAGGGCUCAACUCCUACUCAGAUCUCAGAGAUCAUCAUUAAACUUAUUAAGGAUAUGGCAGCAGGUCAUCUGUCAGAAGCUUGGUCCCGAGUGACAAAAAAUUCUAUUGCAGAAACUAUCAUUGCCUUGACCAAGAUGGAAGAAGAAUUUAGGUCUCCAGUGAGAUGUAUUGCAACAACUAGACUCUGGCUUGCUCUAGCAUCACUGUGUGUUCUUGACCAGGACCAUGUGGAUCGCCUCUCCUCUGGAAGGUGGAUGGGAAAGGAUGGGCAACAAAAACAAAUGCCUAUGUGUGAUAACCAUGAUGAUGGUGAAACUGCAGCUAUCAUUUUAUGCAACGUCUGUGGAAAUUUAUGUACUGACUGCGACAGAUUCCUUCAUCUUCAUCGUCGAACCAAAACUCACCAAAGACAGGUCUUCAAAGAAGAAGAAGAAGCUAUUAAGGUUGACCUUCACGAAGGUUGUGGUAGAACCAAAUUGUUCUGGUUAAUGGCACUAGCAGAUUCUAAAACAAUGAAGGCAAUGGUAGAAUUCCGGGAACACACAGGCAAACCUACCACAAGUAGCUCAGAAGCAUGUCGCUUCUGUGGGUCCAGGAAUGGAACGGAGCUAUCUGCUGUUGGCAGUGUUUGUUCUGAUGCAGACUGCCAGGAAUAUGCUAAGAUAGCCUGUAGUAAGACACACCCUUGUGGCCAUGCAUGUGGAGGUGUUAAAAAUGAAGAACAUUGUUUGCCCUGUUUGCACGGCUGUGAUAAAAAUGCCACAACGCUGAAGCAAGAUGCCGAUGACAUGUGCAUGAUAUGUUUCACUGAAGCCCUCUCGGCAGCACCAGCCAUUCAGCUGGACUGCAGUCACGUAUUCCACUUACAGUGCUGUCGACGAGUAUUGGAAAACAGAUGGCUUGGUCCAAGGAUAACAUUUGGAUUUAUAUCUUGUCCCAUUUGCAAGAACAAAAUUAAUCAUAUAGUAUUAAAAGACCUGCUUGAUCCAAUAAAAGAACUCUAUGAAGAUGUCAGAAGAAAAGCCUUGAUGAGAUUGGAAUAUGAAGGUCUGCAUAAGAGUGAAGCUAUUACAACUCCUGGUGUGAGGUUUUACAAUGAUCCAGCUGGCUAUGCCAUGAAUAGAUAUGCAUAUUAUGUUUGCUACAAAUGCAGAAAGGCAUAUUUUGGUGGUGAAGCUCGCUGUGAUGCUGAGGCUGGACAAGGGGAUGAUUAUGAUCCCAGAGAGCUCAUCUGUGGUGCCUGUUCUGAUGUGUCCAGGGCUCAGAUGUGUCCCAAACAUGGAACAGACUUUUUGGAAUAUAAAUGUCGCUACUGCUGUUCAGUGGCUGUCUUUUUCUGUUUUGGAACAACCCAUUUCUGUAAUGCUUGUCAUGAUGAUUUUCAAAGAAUGACUAGCAUUCCUAAGGAAGAACUCCCACACUGUCCUGCAGGCCCCAAAGGCAAACAGUUAGAAGGAGCAGAAUGUCCACUCCAUGUUGUUCAUCCUCCCACUGGGGAAGAGUUUGCUCUGGGCUGUGGGGUAUGCAGAAAUGCACACACUUUUUAGAACAUUCAGACCCUUUGUCAACAGAGAGGAAAGUUGCUUUCAUCCACCAAGCGGAUGCAAUGAAGUUUAAACUCUGCUCAAGAUAACAAUGGGACCAUUUUUACAUCCAUGAAAAUGAACCAUUCAUAGUGCAAGAAGAAUGCCAAAUACCGUGUACAUAAUUCUUGCUAAUGAAAAAUUUCCACAUUAUUUUGGUUUAUCUUCUUUGAACCAAGACAUCAAACUUGUGAGGUGUUUGCAUGUGGCCAUUACCGUCAUUGGCCUGUGAAGCAUUGGACAUUUAUAGAUAAUUGACAUAAAGGAAUCACCAUAUCCUGGACUACGAAUGAUGCUGGCUUUCAAGCAAAAAAGAAAAAUAGUCAUUGUUUAUUGUAUACUGCCUUUUUGUAAUCCUGUACAAUUGCAUCACGGGAGGGGAUAAAAUAAGAAUAUUCUGGUUUAUUUCCUAGACUGUUAUUUAAAAAAAAUUGUGUUAGGAUGGCAUAUAAAUGUAAUAAGUAUCACACUGUAUAUAAAUAUCAAUGUUUGUCCUGUAUAAGAAUUACUAAAUUACAAAUGCAGUUUCAUUUAAACUUCUAGGUUAAGUUUGAGCCUGAAAUUUUAAUGAAGUGCAAUACUGAGUGUGCCUCAUUAUCUUGCAGCUGUAAACAUAUUGGAAUGUACAUGUCAAUAAAACCACUGUACAUUUUUAUACAGUGAUAAAGU
Molecule: messenger RNA, 4023 nt
Organism: Castor canadensis (American beaver)
Lineage: Eukaryota; Metazoa; Chordata; Mammalia; Rodentia; Castoridae
Source: RefSeq, a predicted model, not a curated record